Messenger RNA from Archocentrus centrarchus (flier cichlid), 4457 nucleotides. RefSeq names its product sodium/potassium-transporting ATPase subunit alpha-1-like. The transcript is spliced from 24 exons. Gene Ontology annotation, biological process: potassium ion import across plasma membrane; intracellular sodium ion homeostasis; proton transmembrane transport. Gene Ontology annotation, molecular function: ATP binding; P-type sodium:potassium-exchanging transporter activity; ATP hydrolysis activity. Gene Ontology annotation, cellular component: plasma membrane. Bases 1332 to 4310 code for a protein of 992 amino acids. Lineage: Eukaryota; Metazoa; Chordata; Actinopteri; Cichliformes; Cichlidae. The record is from RefSeq and is a predicted model, not a curated record.
UAGGAAGGCGUGGCUGGGGCCUUCCUAUCACCAUUAUGGCAAAAUCAGUAAUAUGGUCAUUGCUAUGAAAUGCUGGCACAUGCACAUAGUUUCAUGUUUUUUAUGGCCAUGGUUACUGCUGACCAUCCUGAGCUUUAAUUUGGUGCAGUCGAUUCAUUUUUGCUCAAUGUGACUGUUUGCAAAUCUCCUUGAUUUCACAAUCCUUAUUAGUUUCUAUUGUGCUACAAAUUAAUGGUAAGAAAGCACAUCAACUUUCUUAACGCAUUUCAAACACCUGGGAACUUUGAUGAAUCAUAAGCUGGAUGAGCUCCUGCAUCACUGAAAUUUCAAUAAAGUGCAGGAAGCUAGAUUUACUGAGAGGAAGCUUUUAUUUUACAGUGCACUUGCAGUGAUACAAAACAGAGGUUUAUUGCUGGCUGCAAGUUUGGGCACCCCUGCAUUACACCAACUCUCUGCAUGUCCUUCACUACAUCCAUUAAUUUUCUCUGUGGUCAUCCCCAUCAUUUCCUGCCUGGCAGCUCCAUCUUCAGCAUCCUUUGUCCAGUAUAGCCACUGUCCAUCCUCUGCACAUGUAAAACCAUCUCAGCCUCACUGCUCUAACUUUGUUCCCCAACCACUCAUUUCUAAUCUUGUCCAUUCUGUUCGUUCCCAGUUUAAAUCUGUACAUUUUCAACUCUGCCACCUCCAGCUCCACCUCCUGCUUUUUGGUGCCACCAUCACCACCUUCUCCAACCUGCCUGUAUUCACCUCUUCACCUCUGUUGUGCACUGACUGUUGCUUUCUAGGGUUGACCUCAGGUAAUUCAUCUAUCUUGAUGACUUCUGCCCCUUUGCACCUUCUCUGUUAUACCUCUAAUUCACACAUGUAUUCUGUCUUGCUUCUACUGACUUUCUCUCCUAACUGACAUCUCACCUGUGGGGGUGUAUGUACUGAGUAUAUUCGACAUCAACCCUUCAAUCCAGCAAAGUGCAUCAACAGUAGUUGCCUUCACACUCUCAGCGGUGACCUCAGCUGAGGUGGAGAUGUCUGAGAAUUAAACACUCAGAGAAGAACCCACAGUGCAAAUGUGGAGCGGGUGGAGGUCUGGCUGUUGGGGCCAUGAUCCCAGGCAUCCCACAGAGGUAGACUCCAUCAUCGUGUGUUCCAACAUUGUGAAUAGUGAGUCAGCUUGGUUCUUUUCUCCGUUCCAUAUUUCCUGAUGGGCAUCAGCCUCUGGUCUUCCAGGUUCCAGGCAGCUGGGAGGGACUCAUCAGGGAGGGAAAGAUGACUACAAACCUGCAGCAACAUCUGAACAUGGGGCAAAAAAAAGCAAGAAGCCUAGAAAGAAGGACAUGGAAGAGCUGAAGAAAGAAGUUGACCUGGAUGAUCACAGGUUAACCUUGGAAGAACUUACCAGGAAAUAUGGAACUGACUUAACCAGGGGUCUUUCCUCCUCCAGAGCAAAAGAGAUCCUGGCUCGAGAUGGCCCCAACGCCCUCACUCCUCCUCCCACGACGCCUGAAUGGGUCAAGUUCUGCAAACAGCUGUUUGGUGGUUUCUCCAUGCUGUUGUGGAUCGGCGCCGUGCUCUGCUUCUUGGCUUACAGUAUCCAGGCUGCUGCAGAAGAUGAACCAGCAAAUGAUAAUUUGUACCUAGGUAUUGUGCUUUCUGCUGUUGUCAUCAUCACUGGUUGCUUCUCCUACUACCAAGAGGCCAAGAGCUCCAAGAUCAUGGAGUCCUUCAAGAACCUGGUCCCACAGCAAGCCCUGGUUAUCCGUGAUGGCGAGAAGAAGAGCAUUAGUGCUGAGGAAGUGGUGCUUGGAGAUUUAGUGGAGGUGAAAGGAGGAGACAGGAUCCCUGCUGAUUUGAGAAUCAUCUCUGCUCAUGGCUGCAAGGUGGACAACUCCUCCCUGACUGGUGAGUCAGAGCCCCAGACUCGUUCUCCAGACUUCUCCAAUGAAAACCCACUGGAAACCAGGAACAUUGCUUUCUUCUCCACCAACUGUGUAGAAGGUACAGCCAGAGGAAUCGUCAUCAACACUGGAGAUAAUACUGUCAUGGGCCGUAUCGCCACCCUUGCUUCCAGUUUGGAAGGUGGCAAAACUCCCAUUGCUAUCGAGAUUGAGCAUUUUAUCCACAUCAUCACUGGAGUGGCCGUCUUCCUGGGUGUUACUUUCUUCAUCCUCUCUCUCAUCCUCGGCUACGGCUGGCUGGAGGCUGUCAUCUUCCUGAUUGGUAUCAUUGUCGCCAAUGUGCCAGAAGGUCUCCUGGCUACCGUCACUGUGUGUCUGACCCUGACUGCUAAGCGUAUGGCCAAGAAGAACUGCCUGGUGAAGAACUUGGAAGCUGUCGAGACUCUGGGCUCCACCUCCACCAUCUGCUCAGACAAAACUGGCACCCUGACCCAGAACAGAAUGACCGUAGCCCACAUGUGGUUUGAUAAUCAGAUCCAUGAGGCCGACACCACUGAGAACCAGAGCGGUACCUCUUUUGACAGGAGCUCACCCACCUGGGCUGCUCUGUCUAGAAUCGCCGGACUCUGCAACCGUGCCGUCUUCCUGGCUGAGCAGACCAACAUUCCCAUUCUGAAGAGAGAUGUCGCUGGUGAUGCCUCAGAAGCUGCCUUGCUGAAGUGCAUUGAGCUGUGCUGUGGAUCUGUUAUGGAUAUGAGACAAAAAUACCCAAAGAUUGCUGAGAUCCCCUUUAAUUCCACAAACAAAUACCAGCUCUCCAUACAUAAAAACACAACCCCUGGGGAAACCAAGCAUCUGCUGGUGAUGAAAGGAGCUCCAGAGAGGAUUUUGGACCGCUGCUCCACCAUCAUGAUCCAGGGCAAAGAGCAGCCUCUGGAUGAUGAGCUAAAAGAUGCUUUCAGUAAUGCCUAUGUUGAGUUGGGAGGCCUUGGAGAGAGAGUACUGGGUUUCUGCCUUUAUCACUUGCCUGAUGACCAGUUCCCAGAAGGCUUUGCUUUUGACACUGAUGAGGUGAACUUCCCCACUGAGAACUUGUGCUUCAUUGGCCUCAUGGCUAUGAUUGACCCUCCUCGUGCUGCUGUGCCUGAUGCUGUUGGUAAAUGCAGGAGUGCAGGAAUCAAGGUCAUCAUGGUCACAGGUGACCAUCCAAUAACAGCCAAGGCGAUUGCUAAAAGUGUGGGUAUCAUCUCUGAAGGCAAUGAGACUGUUGAAGACAUUGCUGCCCGCCUGAAUGUUCCAGUUUCAGAGGUCAACCCCAGGGAUGCUAAGGCCUGCGUUGUCCACGGUGGUGAGCUGAAAGAGAUGACUCCACAGCUGCUUGACGAUUUGCUGCAGCAUCACACAGAAAUUGUAUUUGCCAGGACCUCCCCGCAGCAGAAACUGAUCAUCGUGGAAGGAUGCCAGAGACAGGGCGCCAUUGUGGCCGUGACAGGUGACGGUGUGAACGACUCUCCAGCUCUGAAGAAAGCUGACAUUGGCGUCGCCAUGGGGAUCGCUGGUUCUGAUGUCUCCAAGCAGGCCGCCGACAUGAUCCUGCUGGACGAUAACUUUGCCUCCAUUGUAACUGGAGUGGAAGAAGGCCGUCUGAUCUUUGAUAACUUGAAGAAGUCCAUCGCUUACACUCUGACCAGCAACAUCCCCGAGAUCUCACCCUUCCUCCUCUUCAUCAUCGCCAACAUCCCUCUGCCCCUCGGAACCGUCACCAUCCUCUGUAUUGAUCUGGGAACUGACAUGGUCCCCGCCAUCUCCCUGGCUUACGAGAAGGCUGAGAGCGACAUAAUGAAGAGACAGCCUAGAAACCCGAAAACAGACAAGCUGGUGAAUGAGAGGCUCAUCAGUAUGUCCUAUGGACAAAUUGGUAUGAUGCAGGCCACAGCUGGCUUCUUCACGUAUUUUGUCAUCCUGGCUGAAAAUGGUUUCCUCCCCUUGGACCUGUUGGGACUCAGAGUGCACUGGGAUAACAGAUAUUUCAAUGAUCUGGAAGACAGCUAUGGACAGGAGUGGACGUACGAAAGCAGAAAGAUUGUAGAGUUCACCUGCCACACAGCUUUCUUCACCAGUAUUGUGGUUGUCCAGUGGGCUGAUCUGAUCAUCUGUAAGACCAGGAGGAACUCUAUUGUGCAGCAAGGAAUGACAAACCGCAUCCUCAUCUUUGGGCUCUUUGAGGAGACGGCUCUUGCUGCCUUCCUAUCAUACUGCCCGGGCAUGGAUGUUGCCCUCAGAAUGUACCCCAUGAAGCCAAUGUGGUGGUUCUGUGCCUUCCCCUACUCCCUCCUCAUCUUCAUUUAUGAUGAAGUCAGAAGAUAUAUCCUCAGAAUCAACCCAGGAGGUUGGGUGGAGAAAGAGACAUACUACUGAGCCAACACAACAGACACAGGACACAGGAGUGCGUGUUUCAUAUGCUACACAUUUGUUCGACAUGUCAGACCACUAACAACACAAAGCAUGGUUAGAUUAGGAAUGUACUCAUGGAUGUACGGCCAUUACAAUAAAACAUUGACAUUG